Molecule: messenger RNA, 1245 nt
Organism: Trichomycterus rosablanca
Lineage: Eukaryota; Metazoa; Chordata; Actinopteri; Siluriformes; Trichomycteridae
Gene: evx2
Product: even-skipped homeobox 2
Exons: 3
Coding region: 1-1245 (414 amino acids)
Biological process (GO): regulation of transcription by RNA polymerase II
Cellular component (GO): nucleus
Molecular function (GO): RNA polymerase II cis-regulatory region sequence-specific DNA binding; DNA-binding transcription factor activity, RNA polymerase II-specific
Source: RefSeq, a predicted model, not a curated record
AUGAUGGAGAGAAUAAGAAAAGAGAUGAUUCUGAUGGAAAGAGGGCUGCACAGUCCCGUACCAGGCAAAAGACUUCCGAAUCUAUCCGACUCAAAUGGAAACGCGGUGCUAGAGGCCCUAGAAAAUUCUCAGCACGCCGGGCGACUAAGCCCGAGAAUUACCGCUUCUCUUCACGCUAGUCUGGGCGAGGUGCCCAGCAAAGGAAAAUUCGAAAUCGACAGCUUGUUCGGAAACCACCACACAAGCGACAACAGCACGUCUGCGGAAAUCUCCUCCUCCGAAAACAGAAAGAAACCAAGCCUCUACCCUGAAGUUUCUACUGACUCCGAAAUGAACAGCGAUGUGGAAGUGGGUUGCCCAUCGCAUCGGUCCCCGGGCAGUGUCAGCCAGCACAAGGAAAAUAAUAAUAAAGGUUUUUCUGACAGCAAUUGUGGGACUUCCAAUUCAAGCUCAUCAUCUGUCUCCAAUCAUAACGGAAACUCUAUUGGCAGCUCGACCAACUCAAACGCGGACCAGGUGAGAAGGUACCGGACGGCCUUCACCAGGGAACAAAUCGGAAGACUGGAGAAAGAAUUUUACAGGGAAAACUACGUCUCAAGACCCAGGAGGUGUGAGCUAGCAGCAGCUUUAAACCUUCCGGAAACAACUAUAAAGGUGUGGUUCCAGAACCGACGAAUGAAGGACAAGAGGCAGCGCCUGGCGAUGUCCUGGCCACAUCCGGCAGAUCCCAGCUUCUAUACUUACAUGAUGACGCACGCAGCGGCCACCGGAAGUCUGCCGUACCCGUUCCAUUCGCACAUGCCCCUGCACUACUACCCACACGUGGGCGUGACGGCCGCGGCGGCGGCAGCUGCAGCUUCAGGGGCCGCGUCUUCACCCUUUGCCACCUCCAUUCGGCCCCUCGACACUUUCCGAGCGCUUUCCCAUCCGUACUCGCGCCCGGAGUUACUCUGCAGUUUCCGGCACCCCGGACUGUACCAGUCGCCAGCGGGCCUCAACAGUUCAGCAGCGGCGGCGGCUGCGGCGGCAGCAGCGGCGGUUAGCGUACCCUCAGUCAGCGCGUGCUCAUGCCUCAGCUGCCAUAGCGGAGGCGCACUGGGCUCCCGCAGCGCAGGCUCGGACUUCACAUGCACAGCGAGUGUGCCCAGAUCCGAAAGCGGAUUUCUACCCUACUCGGCCGCUGUGCUAAGCAAAACCGCAGUGCCCUCGCCGGACCAGAGAGAUGAAAGCGCACUUAAUAGAUAA